This is a messenger RNA of Aethalodelphis obliquidens (Pacific white-sided dolphin), 5280 nucleotides long. RefSeq names its product SHH signaling and ciliogenesis regulator SDCCAG8 (gene SDCCAG8). Gene Ontology annotation, biological process: establishment of cell polarity; neuron migration; tube formation. The record is from RefSeq and is a predicted model, not a curated record. The coding region runs from base 133 to 2145 and encodes 670 amino acids. Gene Ontology annotation, cellular component: centriole; centrosome. The transcript has 17 exons. Lineage: Eukaryota; Metazoa; Chordata; Mammalia; Artiodactyla; Delphinidae.
CUGUGCUCCCCAGUGACAGCAGCAGCAGGAAGUCGGUGGGCCCUUUCCGGGGGCUGAGGCCUCUUGCACUCCGAGGGGAGAACACUGGACACUUCCCCACGCAACUCCCAUCUCUGGGCCCCGAGUGUGUUCAUGGCGAAGUCCCCGGAGAACUCUGCCCUGGAGGAGAUUCUGGGGCAGUAUCAACGGAGUCUCCGGGAACGUGCCAGUAGAAGCAUUCACCAAUUGAAAUGUGCCCUGAGAGAAGGUGAUGUCACUAUUGGAGAAGACGUAAUGGAUCCUUCUUUUAGUACCAGUGUAGGAAAUGAGGAUGCUGGGAAUGCCUGGCAUGAACUGCAACACAGCCAUGCUGUUAAUCAACUCAAAGCUUUGCUAUGCCAACAAGCAACUAAGGAAAGUGAGGUAUCUCCAAGAAGACGAAAAUUGUCCCCUUUGAAAUCAUCAGAAUAUGAGGAAACUGAUAUGCCUGCCCUACACAAUUUUGUUCCCAUCAUCAGUGACCAGUCUCAAUACAUUCAUCAUUUAGAGGCAGAAGUCAAGUUCUGUAAGGAGGAACUCUCUGGAAUGAAAAAUAGGGUACAAGUAAUUGUGCUUGAAAAUGAAAGGCUCCAACAAGAGCUGAAAUCUCAAAGGCAAGAGGAAGCAAUGAGGGAACAAACACUUCGGGAUGCAUCUGGAAAUAUACAGAAUUCUUGGAUUACAACAGGUGAAGAUUCUAGGGUGGAUGAAGCUGCCAAGAGAUCAUUUUCCCAUGGCAAUGCAGAUAUUAUCAAAGCUGCAUCUGCUAGUGAGGCUGAAAAAUGGAAACUAGAACUGGAGAGACUAAAACUUACUUAUGAGGAAAAGAGUAAAAUCCUGGAAUCUCAAUUGAUGUUUUUGAGGAAAGACCUAGUUGAAUAUCAGAAAAAUUGUGAAGAUCUUAAAGAGCGACUAAAGCAUAAAGAGUCUCUUCUUGCUGCUAAUAUUUCUAACCGUGUUGGUGGUCUUUGUUUGAAAUGUGCUCAGCAUGAAGCUGUGCUUUCCCAAACCCAUAAUAAUGUUCACAUGCAGACCAUUGAAAGACUGUCUAAAGAAAGAGAUGACUUAAUGUCUGCACUAGUUUCUGUGAGGAGCAGCUUGACAGAGGUGCAGCAAAGAGAAGUAAGUGCUUAUGAGCAGGUGAAACAAGCUGUGCAAAUGACUGAGGAGGCCAACUUUGAGAAAACCAAGGCUUUAAUCCAGUGCGAACAGUUGAAGAAUGAACUGGAGAAGCAGACAGAGCGACUUGAGAAAGAACUCGCAUCUCAGCGAGAAAAAAGAGCCUUUGAGAAAGAGAUGAUGAAAAGAGAAAUAACAAAAGAAAGAGAGGACAUGGGCUCAAAGACGUUGACCCUAUCUCAGAGUAUUGCCCAACUGGAGGCUCAGGUGGAAAAGAUUACAAGAGAGAAAAUUUCAGCUGUUAAUCAACUAGAGGAAAUUCAAAACCAGCUUGCUUCCCGGGAAAUGGAUGUCACAAAGGUGUGUGGAGAAAUGCGCUAUCAAUUGAAUAAAACCAAAAUGGAGAAGGAUGAGGCAGAAAAGGAGCACAGAGAGUACAGAACAAAAACUAAAAGGGAUCUUGAAAUUAAAGAUCAGGAAAUAGAGAAAUUGAGUUUAGAACUGAGUGAAAGCAAGCAGCACUUGGAACAGGAGCAGCAGAAGGCAACCCGGGCCAGAGAGGAGUGCCUGAAACUGACAGAACUGCUGGGCAAAUCUGAGCACCAACUGCACCUCACCAGGCUGGAAAAAGAUAGCAUUCAGCAGAGCUUUAGCAACGAUGCAAAGGCCCAAGCCCUUCAGGCCCAGCAAAGAGAGCAGGAGCUGACACAGAAGAUACAGCAAAUGGAGGCCCAGCAUGACAAAACUGAAAAUGAACAGUAUUCAUUGCUGACCUCCCAGAAUUCAUUUCUGACAAAGUUAAAGGAAGAGUGCUGCACAUUAGCCAAGAAACUGGAACAAAUCUCUCAGAAAAGCAGAUCUGAAAUAGCUCAGCUCAGUCAAGAAAAAAGGUAUACAUGUGACAAACUGGAAAAGUUACAGAGAAGAAAUGAUGAAUUGGAGGAACAGUGUGUCCAGCAUGGGAGACUACAUGAGAUAAUGAAGCAAAGAUGGAGAAGCUCAAGCUGAGAGAUACUAAUGUAUUUGCUCAAAGUGCCAUAUUGAGUAAGUUGGUAGAGUUCAAACUUGAAUCAUGAUCUUUUGAUUCCAAAUUCCUUUCCUUUUUUGUGCAGUAUUUUUUUGUGUGUGAAAAACACAGUCCCUUAUAUUUACUAUAAAUGUGUCACUCCUAAUUUCUAUAUAGUGAUGAAUUACCGAGGAAAAAAAAUCUCAGCAAUCACAUACAUAACAGCAGUUAACCUUCCAGUGGAGGUAGUUUUCUUGGCAUCCAUCUCCCCGUUUCUAUCCCAUCCCCAGACACCCCAGGCCUACUCUGUUUCAAAAUCAAUUGUUCAUAUAACUGAGGGGAAAAGAAAAUAUUUAAAUACUCCCUUUAUCAUUAUUUUUUAAUUUAAAGUAAACAUAGAGUCCCUCGGCAGGGGCAGGAGGAAUGUUUAUAAAUUUGAUCACUUUCUCUAUUGAAGAGAAGAAAGGUAGUCAGAAAAUGACACCAAAAUAUUAAAAUAUGAGUAUAUUUAUAAAGAAUUAAUCAGUCAUUUAUUUUCUAAGCCAGAGAUCAGCAAACUAUUUCUGUAAAGGACCAGAGAGUAAAAUAUUUUAGGCUUCCUGGGCCAUGAGUAGUCUCUGUCACGUAGUCUUUGUUUUGUUUUUCUUUACAGCCCUUUAAAAAGACAAAAACCAUUCUUAGCUAGAAGCCCAACAAAAUGAGUGAAAAGAUUUGGACCUUGGGCUAUAAUUUGCUCCUGUACUAUGCAACCAACUCAUCUUUCUAAUAUUUCUUUUCUUAGAUCUGUAUAUUGUUUUAGAGUUCACAAAAUUCACCUCACACAUGUUUCCUUACCUGAAACAAACCUGGGAAGUAGUUGUUAUUAUCAUCUUCCUUUCCAGGUGGAAAACUAAGGCUCAGAAAGAUAAAGUUGCCAACUGAAGGUCAGAUAGUAAAUUAAUCAUUCAUUCAUUGAUAUGAAUGAUAGUAAAUUCAUUCAUUCAACAAAUAUUUAUUGAUUGCUACCAUGUGUCAUGUUCUCCGCCACAUGCUGGGAAUAAAAUAGCAAAGUAAAUAUAAUUCCUAGUCUAAUGGAGUUUACAGCCUUAUAGGGAAGAUAGAUAUUGACAAGAAAAUUUCACAGAUAUCUAAUUAAUUGCAGUAAUGAUUAGUUAUAUGAAAACGAAAUAUACUUUGUGAUAUAAGCACAUUUAAUAAGGUGACUUACCCUGAUCAGAAGAAGUUUCAAUGAAAAAAAUGACACUUGAAAUGAAUCUGUGAGUGGCAAUAUAGGGAUUAUUAGUCCUAGGGCAGGAGCUGGCAAAUUGUACCCCAGCCCAAGCCCACUUUGUAUGGCUCAAGAACAUAGUCAUGCUCAUUUGUUUACAUGUUAUCUGUGGCUCCUUUCACCCUACAAUGAGUAGGUGAGUCAAAGACUGGCCUAUUGGCUCACAAAGCCUAAAAUAUUUACUAUCUCGCCCUCUCCUAAAAAAGUUUGCCAGCUCCUCUUCUAGAGAAAAGAAAACUGUAAAUUGAAGGUCCUGAGAUAGGACUUUUAAAGAAGGAAAGAAACUGUGUUUAACAUAAAGAAUAAUGGAAAAAAUAGCAUGUGGUGAGGUUGGAGAGGCAGGUGAGGGCCGGAUAAAGACAAGGGCUUUAAGUUUUUAUUGUAGACCUUUCACUUUAUCCUUUUACUAAAAGGAAGAUAUUAAAAGAUUUUUAAAAAAACAAAGGAGAAUUAUGUGAUCAAAUUUGCAUUUUAAAAAUAGCAUUCCAGCUCCAGAGUAGAUAAUGGAUUGGAGCAGAGCCAUGGUGUUUACACAAGACCAGUUAGGGAGCUAGUAGAGCAGUUAGUCAAGUGAUGAUGAUGGCUUAGAUUGAACUGAUAAUAAUGAUGCUAGAAGUAAACAGAUUGGUGAAAUAUAUAGGAGGUGAAAUCAACAGGACUUAAUGACUGAUUGGCUAUGUUGGGUAGAGAAUAGUGCAUAUCCAUAUUUCUGACAUGAGCAAUACGUACAUAGUGGUAGUACUUAGUGAGAAUAGAAAGUACACAAAAUAAGAAGGUUUGUGGUUGAGAUGGCCUGGGUUUGGGAUAAGAUCAAGUGUUAGGUUUCGACCCUGUUGAAUUUAAUGUUCAAGAGCAUUGUACAAAUGGGUAUGUUGAAUAAGCAUGGAGACACAAGGGACUAAGCUCAGGAGUGAGGACUGGGCUGGAGAUAGAAAUCCCCACUGGCUUACAGAGAAUAUUAGAAACCUUGGGAGUAAAUGAGGUCACCUAGAGAAAUAAAGUGAGAAGGAAGAUGGGCUUACUGAAUCCUAAAGAACAUCAAAAGUUUUAAAGGUAAGGUAACCUGAGAAAUAAGUAGAAACUGAAAAGGCUUGUUAUCAUGCAUGCCGACAGAUGGAAAUACUUCAGGAAAGAGGAGGUGAUCUACCAGAUGCUGCUGAGUGAUUAAAUAAGACUGAAAAGUAUCCAUUGGACUUAGUGACAUGGACAGCACUGGUUAUGUUAACAAAAAUAUUUGUACUGGAAGAGUGGGUACAGAAAUCAUAUAAUAUGGAUUGAAAACAGUGUGAGUUGAAAAAUUGAAAUAGCAAAUUUAAACCACUUUUUCAUAAGAUUUGGGUGCACAGAAAAGAGGGAAGCAAGAGAAAGCAAGAGACAGACCAACCAACUGGUGGUGGGUAGACGUAUUGGGAGGGGCAUUUUGGAAAAGAGAAUUUUUUGAGUUGUAGUAGAUGUGAACUUAUUAAAUUCUGAUUGUCAAGAUUAUUAAAGUUAUAAAGUCAGGAAAGUUACAUUUUCCAGCUGGUAGUUUGGAACCCCUGGUGUCCACAAAGGCAGACCAGGGAAUUCAGGCUAAAGAUAGCAAUGGUAUUUCUUUCUAGUUAUAUUUUAAAAUAAGUAUUGAUUCAUAUAUUUCUCCGUAGAAAGUAGAACCGCGUGAGAACUCCACAGUGUAUACAGAGGGAGCAAGCCCUCGAGCUAGUGGAAAUGGGCUGAACGCACUCAUGUGUUCUCAUGUGAUUUAGUAUUAUGUCACCAACCCCCAGAAAUCCUGGUUGUUUUUUUGGUUAUACACUUUCACAUUUUUUAAAAAUUUCUUAUGGUAGUGUAUUGUUUAAAUUAUAUACAUAAAAACCAUUGAAUGGGGACU